This is a messenger RNA of Cicer arietinum (chickpea), 531 nucleotides long. RefSeq lists its product as uncharacterized. Lineage: Eukaryota; Viridiplantae; Streptophyta; Magnoliopsida; Fabales; Fabaceae. The record is from RefSeq and is a predicted model, not a curated record.
AUGGGAUGCGUGUUGGGGCAACGCGAUGAAACAAGAAAAAAGGAGCAUGAUAUUUACUAUCUAAGUAAAAAAUGUACAUAUGUUGAAAAUGUUAGAACGUACUUGUUGUGCCUUAACUUGGGAGGCUCAUCAAUUGAGGCAAUACUCGUAGGGAAAAUUUCUCGCUGGCAAGUGAUGUUAUCAGAAUAUGAUAUUACCUAUGUUAUUCAGAAAGCCAUCAAAGGGAGUGCAUUAGUAGAUUAUCUAGCUAAUCAACUUGUGGAUGAUUAUAAGUCAAUGCAAUGCGAAUUCUCAAAUGAAGGCAUCAUGGUUUUGUCUGAACAAUGCCAUAAUGGAAAAUGGACCUUGUUGUUCGAUGGGGCCUCAAACAUAAUGGGGCAUGGUAAUAUGAAGCUUGUGCCAUGUGAAUUUUGGCUGCUUUUAAAAGAAAAUGUACUGGAAGUAUAUGGAGAUUCAACCAUAGUCAUUUAUCAGCUUAACCAAGAAUGGGAAACUCGAGAUAAGAAGUUUAUACCUUAUUUAACUACAUAA